AUGACGAUGCCGUUUAGCCCCCUGUCCAGCGACGAGGAGCAACAAAGGAUGCUGGGAAACAAUCGACAUCUCUAUCCUGGGGCAGAAGACGAGGAAGAGGAGGAGGAAGAGGAGGAGGAGGAAAUGGAAGAAGAUGAGCGCGAUGAGGACGGGGAAGAGGAGGAGAACGGCGAGCUGGAGGGGGAAGAGGAAGACGAUGAGGAGGAGAUGGUGGAGGAGGUCCGACGAGGAGGCCUGCAACAAAGAGGCAGAGGUGAGGGACACAGGCAGUCAGGUAAACUGGCUGGACGACCCACUGGGGACAGACAGAUCCGGCCAGGAAACCCUGGACACACUGCUAACCCCUAUUCGUCCAACCCUGGACCCACACACCAACAGCCAGCCAAUCAGAUACAGCAGCAGCAGCAACAGCAGAGGAGGCUGAAGGAUCGCAGUGCCAGCUCAGUGGCAUCUGAGGACGCCCACAUCGCCAUGAUGGUGUUUCGGAUCGGCAUUCCAGACAUAAAGCAAACGAAAUGUUUGCGGUUUAAUCCAGAUGCCACAGUGUGGAAGGCCAAGCAGCAGGUGCUUUGCUCCCUGACCGAAUCUCUGCGAGAUGUACUCAACUAUGGUCUGUUCCAGCCCGCCACAGACGGCCAUGAUGCCAAGUUCCUGGAGGAGGAGAGGCUGCUCAGAGAGUACCCACAGUCCUUUGAGAAGGGGGUACCGUAUUUGGAGUUUCGUUAUAAGACCAGGGUGUACAAACAGACCAAUCUGGAUGAGAAGCAACUGGCCAAACUGCACACUAAGGCCAGCUUGAAGAAGUUCAUGGAUUACAUUCAAACCAGCGCUGUGGACAAGAUGGCCAAGUUCUUAGACAAGGGCCUUGAUCCCAACUACCAGGACACCGACACUGGCGAGACUCCUCUGUCCCUGGCAGUGCAAUGUGAGCCAGGUGGAGGUGAGGCCAUCCGGGUCCUGGUGGAGGGAGGGGCUCAUAUUGACUUCCGUGCCAAAGAUGGACUCACACCGCUACACAAGGCUGUUCGAGGCCACCGCCAUACAGCCCUGCUGGUCCUGCUCUCUCUGGGUGCGUCUCCAGACUACAAGGACCGAAGAGGGCUGACGCCACUUUACCACACUGUGCUGACAGGGGGCGACACCUCCUGCUGCGAAACACUGCUUUACCACCGCGCCAAGCUAGGCAUCAGGGAUGAGAACGGCUGGGAUGAGACGCAUCAGGCCUGUCAGAAUGGUAACUCGCAGCAUCUGGAGCACCUCCUCUUCUAUGGGGCAGAUUCUUCCUCCCAGAAUGCCUCUGGAAACACUGCCUUGCACAUCUGUGCUUUAUACAACAAGGAAAGCUGUGCACGAAUUCUGCUCUACCGGGGAGCAAAUAAAGACACAAAGAAUAACAGUGGGCAGACCCCCUUUCAGGUGGCUGUUAUGUCUGGCCAUUUUGAGCUGGGUGAAAUUAUUAAGAACCAUCGGGAUACAGAUGUGGUUCCCUUUGUGGAGUCUCCAAAGUACGCCCCCCAGAGGCGGGAGAGCUCCCGGACGCUCACAAUACCCCAUCCUCACCCCUUCCUCCGGGCCAACAGUGACAGCAGCAUGAACCUGCCAGACUGGAUGGCAGUGCCCAACGCCCCGAGCACCAACAUCGUCUCUGUGCAGGGCUAUAAGCAUACAGGAACCCUGCGGAGCUCCAGCAGUCCCAGAGGGGCGAGGACACGCUCCCCGUCCCGUGGGAGGAUUGGAGAUAAGGAGGACCGCAGCAGGCAGAGUCGAAGACAGGGACCUGCCCCUGCCACCACCACCACUGUACAGACCGCAGGCCAGCGGAGACGCCUCUACAGCGCCGUCCCAGGACGAGUCUUUGUAGCCACUCGAGCACACUCUGCACAGGGAGAGCGAGAAAUCAGCUUCAAUAAGGGAGACAGGGUCAAAGUGCUGAGUGUUGGCGAAGGCGGGUACUGGGAGGGGACGGUCAGGGGUCGCACAGGUUGGUUCCCCUCUGACUGUGUGGAGGAAGUGAUGCUUCGAAGCCAAGACAACCGAUCAGAGAGCCGUGGAGAACGAGCCAAGCGGCUGUUCCGCCAUUACACUGUGGGAUCCUACGACAGCUUUGACGCUCCCAGUGACUAUAUAAUCAAGGAGAAGACAGUGCUUCUGCAGAAAAAAGACAGCGAGGGUUUCGGCUUUGUGCUAAGAGGGGCCAAAGCUCAGACUCCGAUCGAAGAGUUUACUCCCACCCCGGCUUUCCCUGCCCUGCAGUAUCUGGAGUCAGUCGACGAGGGAGGAGUGGCCUGGAGAGCCGGUCUCAGGAUGGGAGAUUUCCUCAUAGAGGUCAACGGUCAGAAUGUGGUGAAGGUUGGUCAUCGGCAGGUCGUCAACAUGAUCCGGCAAGGUGGCAACAGCCUCAUGGUUAAGGUUGUCAUGGUAACCCGUAACCCUGACAUGGAGGAGGGUUCGAGGAAGAAAAUCCCCCAGCAGAGUAAGAGGCUGAGCACUCCGGCCAUUGCCCUACGAUCCAAAUCCAUGACUUCAGAGCUGGAGGAGAUGGUGGAAAGAGCUGCUACCCCUUGGAAAAAAAAAUCAGAAUUCGAAUCCUCCCAAGUUACAGAGAAGAAGAGGACAGUCUAUCAGAUGGCUCUGAAUAAACUAGAUGAAAUUCUUGCAGCAGCUCAGCAGACAAUCAGCACCAAUGAAGCACCAGGGACACGGGGACAGGGGCCAAAACGAGACAGGGGAAGAAGUUUCUAUGGCAAUGAGCCAAACUAUGGGGAUCAGUCUGGGAUGGGGAUGAUGUCGUCAGGGCUGGGCCUGGGCUAUGAGCGUGGACAGUACACCUCAGGUCACGCCCCACAGCACGGUAUGCUGCGGCAGAAAUCCAUCGGGGUGCCUGAGGAGGAGAAGCAGUUCCUACAUCCUCCAGCCAUGAAGUUUGCACGGAGUCUGUCGGUGCCUGGCCCAGACGACAUCCCUCCUCCUCCCACCACAGCUCCACCGGAUCCUCCAUUUUCCUCUGCUCCGCCACUUGGUUGGAGAGCAAAGUCAUCCCAGCAGCCCUCUGUCUCCGUGUCCCAGUCCACAUCCACCUCUGCACACUACCAGCCCUACUCCCAGGCAGUGCACUUCACCCAUGGAGGCAGGGAGAGGGCGGGUGGUCCCAGCACCGGCCCCAGUGGUGGAGCGGCGGACCACACCACCUCGUAUGCACAUGCAACUGCCCACACUGCUCAAAGCAGGACUGCUUCGCGGAAGGUUGCCUAUACUGGGGAGCCUGUUGGAGCUGGGAUAGGGGCAAGUGCAGGAGCCAAGGCAGCAGGUCUUAGGAGAGGCUACAGCACUGCCGUCCCCCCAUCCAGCAUUGCCACUGUAAUGCCCCAGCAACAACAGACUACCCAGAGUCAACCCCAGCGUGCAGACCGCAGUGCAGCUGGGGCUGGAGCGGGUGGUCCUAAAGGAGGGGCCCGGAGAGGUAAGGGUCCUCUGGUAAAGCAAUCUAAGGUAGAGGACCUACGCAUGGGCCAGGGUACACUGGGGGGCAAAGGCUCAGUGGAGAAAAGCUCCAUCCCGAUCCCCACUAUUAUCGUCAAGGCCCCUUCAACCAGCAGCAGUGGACGGAGCAGUCAGGGCAGCAGUGUGGAGGCUGAUGUUCCUGCAUCAGGAGAAGCAGAUGAAGUCAAAACACCGCAUGGUCCUCCUCCGUCCACUCCUGCUCCACAGCCCCCUGCUCCACCGUCCAUCCCAGCUCCACCGCCUCCAUCCUUGCCUUCUAUGCGAGCCCAGGAUAACCUGGACUUUACCAGCCAGUUUGGGGCUGCCAUUGUUGGUGCAGCUCGCCGAGACAGGGAGCGGUUCCAUGAAGCCCGCAGAAAGAGUGCCUCCUUGUUCAUGUCUGCUGAGGAGGAUGUGAGUCUUGGGGGGGUAAGUGAUGGAAUAGGAGGAGUAACAAGGACUCAGGUGUCACAGCAACAGCUUAGCGCACAGGCUGAAAGUUCAUCAACACGGCUGCGCCCGUCAAAGUCCAUUGAUGAAGGCAUGUUUUCUGGUGAUACCUUCAUCCAUCACACUCGCAGUAUGCCCCCCGCCUUUGGCCUUCCUGAGUACUCCUCACCUGCCCUGGACUAUCAGCCCAAGUCUGUGCCUACUGAUCUGUACACAGCAGCAGGCAGACAGCCAGCACCCUCCACUACCACCACCUUCAUUCACCCUCUAACAGGGAAGGCUCUUGACCCCACAUCCCCACUAGGUCUUGCCCUGGCUGCCAGAGAACGAGCUCUGAGGGAUGACAGCAGGUUAAGAAGUCGAACAGAGCACCAUUUCACGCGCCAGAUGUCGAGUGUGGUGUUUCCUUCGUCUACUGUCACCUCUCAGCCAGUGUCGUCCGCUGCCCAGUCCUCAAGCUCCUACCUGGUCACCUCCUCUUCCUUGGCUGCCACCACGCCCACUGUUGGCCGGCCACCCUCACCCAGAAUCCUCAGAGGAGUCGGGAGUGUCUGGGGUGAGGAAGGUGGUGGAGGGGAGAGGGAGCGGGAAGGAGGAGGGGCUCGUGAGGGGCUGAGAGUUCGCUUCUCUGAGGACAAAACGGUGCACACACACCACUAUCAGUCACAGCCGUAUCAACCAACCUACAAGGAGAGGGAGCGGGAGAGGUCAAGGGAACGGGAGAGGGAGCUAUCGAGAGAGAGGGAGAGGGACAAAGAGAGAGAAGGUUACAUGAGGAGAGCAGAGCAGGCUGCGGCUAAUGCAGCUGCUGCUGAUAGCGCUGCUCAGCAGGCAUCUCAGUCUCAGCAGCCUCGCAGGCCGUCUUUUCUCAGGAUGGAAAGUCAAGCUGAUGCCUAUAUCUUGUCCCUCACACCUCCCUCUCCUCCACCUACCGGUACACAGCAGACAGCGAACACUACUGGGAGCACUGGGAGCGGCCUGAUGGUUCUUCCCCCUCCUGCCCCCUCAGUUGAUGCAGAUGAUGAAUUUGUGUAUGCAGACCCCCUCCCACCUCCGUUAGAGUUUGCUAACAGCUUUGACAGGGGAAUAUCGGGAUACGCUCAACGCGGGAUGCUCUCCAACAGCCUGGCCUCCCGCCAACAGCAAGUCCCACCCCCUCCACCUCCUCCUCCUCCCCCACCACCGCCACCCCCUCCACCCCCCCAAAAAGAACAAUUUGUAAGUGGGUUUCCUGCUCAUACACCCCUGCCCUCACCUCAGGCAGGAGACUCCACCGCCUCUAGCCUCACAUCUUACGACAGUGAAGUGGCAAACCUGACUCAGUCUGCUCCUUCUCCGUCACAGACAUCACCCAACCCACCACCCCCUCCCUCACCCUCCACUCUACAGCCCACCUCAGGCCCUCCGCCUCCUCCAUCAGUCUCACCCCCACCUCCUCCUGGAUCCUACCACAGACCCUUCUCUAUGUCCCACCACCUUUACAACAGCACACAUACACCCGGGCGCUCCUCACCCACGCCUCCCCCACAUGCAGUCGCACCUCCUCCAGCCUACCGUGGUUCCCAAGCACCCUCUUCCACUGCUGCCACCUCUGUCCCACAUAGGGGCACUGCCUCCCAUGCCACGACCGCUAGCUGUGCUGCUACAACCACCGCUGCUGCCACCACAACAAGCACCUCCACUCAGCUCUACCAGGAGCGAACACAUACAACAUCCUCCACCGGCAUCAUGGGAGGUCGCAGGGCAGGGGAGCACCACCGUCCUCCCCCCACUACCAAGAAAGGAGAGUCCCAGGAGACCGUGGUGGACUCUGGGAUUGAAGAACUGGACAGCCGCAGCAGCAGUGACCAUCACCUGGACAGCAUCCUGGCUCUAAGUGGAGCCGGUGUCCGGGGAGACAGACUGGACCGAGGAGAGAGAGUUGGAGCUGGAGGACGGAUGGGAGGGGGAGGUGGGACAGGGGAAACAGACAGGGGAGGAGAUUUUCUGGAAUCUUACAUGAGCUAUCUGGAUGGACAAACUUUUGAGAUGCAGAAUGCCACAGCAGCAGCCUCCACUUACCCUAAAACCAACAGGUACAGAGAGGGAGGUCGCGCCGGGGAGCUACACAGACAGACCAGCACUGCUCCUCCAUCCUUCCACUCCCACAGACGAAGAGAUGAACAGGAUGACGACGAGCUCGAGGAGGGAGUGACAGAGGAUGAGAGUGGCCAGGAUGGUUAUGGUGUAAGGGACAUGCAGAACUUAGGACGUCCCACUUCACCAUACUUUGAUCGGCCACGCACUCCUGAGAUGAAGCCCCUCUGGGGCGACAGUCAGAUGUCCGGUGACGGCCAGUCGCUUUUGGAGGGAAAGAAGAUUUAUCCUCCGGCAUCCAGUAUGAAGCCCAGCAUCAUCAACGAGCUGAGCAGCAAACUGCAGCAGAGAGGCAAGGACAGCUGGAGCAGCCAGAGACCCCUGAGCAGACACAGCAGAAACAGAUUUUCAGAAGACUCAGCCUCAGCUCUGAGCCCCCCCUCAGCUCGAUCUCAGUCACCGUCUCCAAUCUCGUUAUCACAACCAUCAUUAUCUCCGUCCCCCACUCCUGCCUCCCAGUACCCCAACUGGGGACGAUCUCCGUCUCCUCAGCCUCCAGCAGCUGUUCAGCCUCCACGUUCACAUUCCCCGCUGUCCCCGACAUCUUAUUCCCCUUACCCUACCUCCCCCAAACACAGACCUGUGUACCGGACCAAAGCCCUGGAAUUCCAGUUCAUUCCAAGUCGUGAGUCCCGUAAAGCAGAAUCACACAUCCUCCAGCGUAGGCGAGCACCCAGCCCCCUCAUCUCCCCAUCAGAGAGGCCCAAGCUGGGCCCACCACGCCCAUCGUCCCUUCCCCUUCUUCCUACCACACCUCUAUAUAGUGCCAUCUAUGACCUCAGAGGUUCAAUCACCCCACCAUCACCUGGAAACCCUCUUGGAGAUCCGUAUUUCUCUCCCUCUCCCCCCCUGUUUGCCCCCUCUGGUGCACCUCCUCCUCCAAACUCAACCUUAGUUGUUUCUCGAUCCCUUUCUCCAACUCAUUUCCUGUCUGGGACCUCUUCACCACCCUUGCACCCCCUCCCUCCACCUCCCUGCUUGAGUUACCCCCAUCUGCCGCCCCCUUCCCCUACGAAGCCUUUUGCCUCCAAGCCGCUGCCCUACUGGACCAAGUAUGAUGUUGCUGACUGGCUGGGGUACCUGAACCUGGGUGAACACAGAGAGCGUUUCCUGGACAAUGAGAUUGAUGGCACCCACCUGCCCUCCCUGACCAAGGACGACUAUCUGGAUUUGGGUGUGACACGAGUGGGUCACCGCAUGAAUAUAGAACGAGCCCUGAGGACAGUAAUGGACAGGCUGUCCAGCAGCCCGUUUCCCAUUUCUGUUCUCUCACCUCGGGACGGACAGACUGAGAGGAGGAGGGACGACGGGAGUCGAAGCUGAGGUUGCAAAUGCAGAGACAGAAAGAGAGGCACAGAGGGACGGAAGGAGGGGUUGAAGUCAAUGAGGGAGGAAGACACAACUGCUGCUAUCCAUGGUGGAUUCACACAACAAAUGAGGGGGGAACAGAUUUCACACCGAGAGCAACCGAAAGAGGGACUCGAGUCCCAAAGGGAGAUGGAACACGGGGAUGGAAGAAGGACUGACGAUCCAUAAAGACACCGUCUGGCGCUCUCCAGUUGUGCCAGGCUGAUUUACACAAGUGCACUCCCCACAUACAUGCAUGCACGGUCACACUAAUCAACACGAGUAACACAAACACCCUCUCAUCCAAAAUGUGUACGAAGACUCUAUGGCUGCAGCAGAGAUUACAAGAGAUGAAACCGAACCAAAUACUUAAGAGGAACAAUAAAAGCCGGUUAGAUUUCCUAAAAAUCUGAGCAGGUUGUAUUGUUGGCUACGAUGAAGGUGUCUUCUGUCAUGCAGUCAUCCUCUUGCCCCUCAGCUGGCGGGUUCAAUCUGUUCAGGUUUAAGAACAAGAAUAUUUAGCGUGCAAUCACUGACCACCCCUCCCUGUGUGAGUGGAUGCUGCUUUUAAAACAUGAGUACUUGAGGGUGAGUGUGUGCAGGCUUUAUUUAACGUAGGGCGACGCAGGGCAGUAUAUCACGACAGCUUCCACGUCUUUUAGAGGUGACGAAGGCGCAGAUGGAAAAACUCGUGUCCUCGGUUCAGGCCGAGGCGGCUCGCUGUGGCUUUGAUCGGUUACGUCUUGUUUUUACCUCACCACUGGUAGGGCUCUGUCCUCACUGCAGAUCCUGUCAGCAGGAUCAUAUGUGUUUCUCUAUAGCUCUUUAUCAUCUUAAGUCUUAUAAUGACAUAUAUACAGACUGGUCACUGUAUCACAAAUUUGUAGCAAAAAUAAGUGCCCAGACCAACAACAUAAAAAAAUAAAUAGACACACUGAUAUGCACACACAGGCACCCAAGUUACUACUAUACAUGCCUGCAUGCAUACACCAACAUGUAGACACACAGAUAAACACAAGCACUUACCAGUGUUUGUGUUAGAAUUUAUGGGACACCUUAUAUAUAGACACACACUAUGUUUGGAUCCAAGAUGUACUUACACAAAAAGGAGACAGACUGUGCUUUCAACUGUUAGACGGGGAUUUGUGACAAUGCGGAGAGAAAUCUUCCAGAGGAUUUUAUUUACCGA
This is a messenger RNA of Stegastes partitus (bicolor damselfish), 8602 nucleotides long. It is a transcript of the gene shank1, whose product is annotated as SH3 and multiple ankyrin repeat domains 1. Gene Ontology annotation, molecular function: synaptic receptor adaptor activity; ionotropic glutamate receptor binding. NCBI's taxonomy places the organism in Eukaryota, Metazoa, Chordata, Actinopteri, Pomacentridae. Gene Ontology annotation, cellular component: postsynaptic density; postsynaptic membrane; dendritic spine. The record is from RefSeq and is a predicted model, not a curated record. Bases 1 to 7389 code for a protein of 2462 amino acids. The transcript is spliced from 27 exons.